AUGCCUGUGGGAGACGCGACCCCCAAAAUCGUGGCGCCGAUUCACCUUCUUCCGCAACGGCGUGACAGUCCCCUCGAUCUCCGGCGAGGUGGAGUCUGGGGCAUGACUACCACGAGCCGCGACGCUUACACUCCCCUCGAAUCGCUGUUCCUGCUCCGCGGCAUCGCUAAACACGGUCUCGACCAGCAGGCCUUUCACCGCAUCGCCGACCUUCUUCAGCAGAACCACCUCAUCAAGCUUGCUCCCUCGUACGAUGCCGCGAGACUGAGGCCCGAGCCUCUCCAGGAGCUCUUCCUCCACCUGCUGUGGGACGAGCUGAAGCAAGAGCACGACACCCCAGGCCCCAAACCCGAUGGAGAUCUGUCUCCGAACUCGAAACGGCGACGCUUGCAGCCCCCGCCGCUGCCCACUCUGAGGGAAGCCCAUCAAUAUGUGCCCAAGAUCGAAAGCCUUUACCGGAAACUCGAGCAGACAUACGUCAACCAGACUCUCCAGGAGAUUGACCAGUACGAGAGACACUAUGACCGGCUUCAAACUGAGGUGCGGGUGCUAGAGCAGGCAGUUGCUCGGGACGAGGAGCAGGAGAGGAGGCAAAAGAUUUCAGAUGGUGUACCGGCUCAGGACGGUCCCGUGGCACAUAAGCAAAGUCCGGCUUUGGGUUCGGUUCCCAGUCCAGUUGCCGUUCAGGGUCCCGGGGCUAGGCUGCCUAAUGGCGCCAGUCACGGUCCUUCGCCAGUUGCUUCACCGCGGAUCGCUUCACCACGACUACCGCCUCCGCAAUCUCAGUCUCCCCGUACUCCUUCGACUCCCCAGCUACCGAUACCUACUCCUCCUCCUCCUCCUCCUCCUCCUCCCCCGCCGCCGCCGCCGCCGCCGAUUCCACCGCAGCUACCGCCCCAGGUAUCCGCUCAUAUACCGCCACGGCCCGAAGUCGCUCGUCAUGCGAGCGUGCCGUCUCCCACGACUCAGCUACCGCCAGUCAGGUCGAGUCCCGCACCGUUGCCUCCUACUACGCUGCCUCCGACUCUACCCCCGACUACAACGGCAGCAUUGCAGCCACAGCUGGUGAGCUCUCCGCGGUUGGGACAUCACAACAUUCCUCGGGGUCCGAUUACGUCCGGUCCUGGUUCUCCAAGGCCUAUGACUGCCGGUAGUGGGAUACCGCAUGUCCUUCAACCCCCAGCUUCGUUCUCCCAGGCGCCUCCUCAGCCACCUCAGCCACCCAAGCCUUCGACUCCUACCGGAGGACUGCCACGACUAGACAGCAUUGCAGGACCUUCGAGACAGUCUCCGGUUCUUCAGACUGCUCAUCACCCUGCAACUACUCUCCCUCAGCCACAGCCACUGAUCCCUGGACAGGCACAGGGUGGGCAACUCAAAUGGGAGCCUCCAUAUCAACCACAAGCUGGCCAUCGUUCUAUCUUGGGCCCUGGACAGCAACAUCCCCAUUACAGCCCUGUAUCACAACCUGCCCAGCCGCUGCACUCGCCUAGGCUGCCUUCGCAUCCGCCACCUCAGCAGGUACAGCAACAUCCAGUGGUAACAAGGCCACCCCAGCCGCCACCUAUGAAGCCGCAGGUCUUGAUACCUCCUCAGACUGGCCAACAUUAUGCUCCUCCUUUGCAGCCGGCGCCUAAUAGGGCCAUGUCCGACUCACCUGGUCCGAGUCCUGUUCGGCAACCGGUGGCUUCUAAUGCGGCUACGGGAAUACCCAGGGCUAAUUACCAGCAACAUCCCUCGCCAUAUCCUCCAUAUCAUCUUCCCCAGCAUCUGCAGCAGGGUGCUGCGGUUUCUUCACCGCCGCAAUCGCCGUCUGCGAUUCCACCGAGACUUACUCAUGGGUUGGCUGCUCCUCAGCAGCAACGAUCGCCUCCGCCGCUGCAGCCACAACAACAGCAGUCGCCUCAACAUCAACCUCAGGCGCUACAGGCUCCUUCGCCGUUCAGCCAGCCGGUUACGACGUCUAUGGCCCCGUCGCCGUCUUUGGCACCUAUUCAGUCGGAGGUACAGAGGGCUUAUCCUUCGCCAUACCCACCUCAGCUACCGCAGCCUUCUCAUCCACCACAGGCACAUCCGCCGCAAGCGCCUCAUCCGCCUCAAGUGCCGCAUCAACACCCGCCGCAGGCACACCAAGUUCCUCAGGUGCCCCAAGCAUCACAGGCUCCUCAACCUCAUGUUCCACGGGCACCACAGGUUCAUCCAACGCCACAUCUACCGCAUCCACCGCAGGCUCCCUUGCCCCAGGUUACCCAAGCUCAAUCACCGCGGAUUCCCCCGAUCACUCAUGCUCCUCAGCUACCGGUCACCCAUGCGCCGCAUGUACCACAUCCACCGCAACAGCAACAACAACAACAACAACAGCAGCAGCAGCAACAACCACAACAACCACAACAACCACAGCCCCCGAUCCCACAACACAGGCCACGCUCGCAUUCUGCCGCGACAACUUAUUCCGGACCCCGGUUCAGCCCCAUCACUUCGGUCACUACUACUCUGGUACCUCCCGCAAAACUGGGUCUCGGCACUGGCACCAAGUGGGUGUCUGCAGCUAGUGCGUCUACCCCUAAGCUACCUGAUGUCCGGUCUGGCGGUGAUGAGAUUCGGCCUCCUGCGUUUGAGCCACUUAGUCCUGUACAGCAGCCUGCGGUUUUGCCAACGGCCAGGCAAGAUGCAGCCAGACCUUCUCCGGCUCGACAGCCGACGAAUGAAACGUCUCGAGCUAGGGGAAGCAUCCCUCUCGUUGGUCCCCAACCUACCCCGGCGUCACAGGCUCGUCAGCAAGCAGCUCAGAAGGUAUCAAGGCCACUGGAUAAACCAACCGCUUCUGAACAACCCAGCACGGUGAAGGAAAUUGCUAGAGAAUCCGCCAAGGAGCCUGAGCCAGCCACCAGUGUCAAGAACGAGGUGGACACGCCCCGGGCUACAAUGGACACGGGUGAUACGACAGCAGACGAGAGUGUCGCUGGUAAGCGUCAAGCAGCUCGACAGGCGAAGCGUAAACGGGAUGAGCUAUCACCCACUCCGGCUGCCACUCCCGCCGAAGCCACUCCCAACGGCAACGCAACCCCUGCCAACGAAAAAUCCCAACAAGAAACACUCGCGACGGCGUCAGCCACACCACCCGACGCACACAGAGUCCUUUGGAGCCGCGGUUUCCACAAAGUUAGUGCCUCUGCCAUGGAACAAAUCGUUCGCCAUCGCUCUGCCAACAUGUUUGCGGCGCCCAUCCGCGAGAAAGACGCUCCCGGUUAUCAUAAGGUGAUACUGCAGCCUCAAGACCUUAAAUCCAUCCGGGCCGCCAUCGCCCACGGCAACCGUUCCGCCACCCAAGCUGCCGCUGCCCUACCGGGUGGAGACCCGGGACAUAUGCUGGUCUGGCUGCCGCAAAUGGAAGAGCUCGUCCCCCCCAGGGGCAUCAUCAACACGGCCCAGCUGGACCGCGAGCUGGCGCACAUGUUUAGCAACGCCAUCAUGUACAACCCAGAUCGCUGGCACGGACCUGGGAGUUCCUUCCUAGCGGAAAGAGAGGAAAGGACUGAUGAUAACAAUCAGGCAGGUGGGCACGGCCACGGUCAUCCAGGGGAUGUGCUGGGAUACAAGGUGGACGAGUUCGGCGUGGUAAAAGAUGCGAGGGCAAUGUUUUCCGAGGCCGAUUCGCUGUUGGCGGACUUGAGGGUUGCGGAGGAUGGGAGGGUCAAGUCGAUGAUGGAGGACGGGACGCUGCAGAAGAUGCCGUCGGUGAAUGGAAGUCAGAAUCAUUCCAGGCAGGCGAGUAAGGGGGGUGAGAAGGCUGAAGAAGAGCAGAAGGAAAAGGAUAAGCCUAGUGGUGACGGUGAUAAGGAGAAAGACAAGGAUGGUGAUGUAUCAAUGAUCGGCGAUAAGGAGGAGGAGGCACAAGUGGAUGGGAAGGUUGAUGAGGAAGCGGAUGGAGAAGGGACGGCGACUGAGACUGAAACUGCUGGUGGGAGCAAUGGUAAUCCAAGCAAGCGGAGGAGGGUGACAAGAGGGGAGAAGGGUUGAGAUGUUGGUGCAUAAGGACGAUGUUGAAGAGUAUGUAUCUGUUAAGGACAGAAAAUUUGUGGCUGUAAUGAUCAUCGCACAUGAUUUCGCUAUUACUCCCCCUCUGUUUAGAUGCUGGUCUAGACUUUAUGGCUGAGUUGAUCCCCAUAUCGAAAAUAUAAACAAAGUUAGCAACUUCAUAGCCAU
Molecule: messenger RNA, 4206 nt
Organism: Neurospora tetrasperma FGSC 2508
Lineage: Eukaryota; Fungi; Ascomycota; Sordariomycetes; Sordariales; Sordariaceae
Exons: 2
Coding region: 1-4020 (1339 amino acids)
Cellular component (GO): NuA4 histone acetyltransferase complex
Molecular function (GO): protein binding
Source: RefSeq, a predicted model, not a curated record